This is a messenger RNA of Cyprinodon tularosa, 1848 nucleotides long. RefSeq names its product neuronal differentiation 4 (gene neurod4). Bases 170 to 1240 code for a protein of 356 amino acids. The record is from RefSeq and is a predicted model, not a curated record. The transcript is spliced from 2 exons. Gene Ontology annotation, molecular function: protein dimerization activity. NCBI's taxonomy places the organism in Eukaryota, Metazoa, Chordata, Actinopteri, Cyprinodontiformes, Cyprinodontidae.
CAACGUGUCAUUUUGAGUUGAAAGUUACAAGCAUGUUCAUAGCUGUUUGACUUUGGGACACUGGCGGAUGAGCGUGGAGAAAAAAAAUCCACAACUACUCUGGAUUUAUUACCCGAAUUUCUGAAAGAUUCUUGCUUAUUUCUUCAUUGCUACAUCCAAACAGAUAAGGAUGAUGAAUAAACACUUUGGGAAAAGUGGGAAUGUGAGUGAGCUGGUCAGCUCCCUCAGCUGGCUUGAGGAGGAUGGCAGCUCCCAGGAUGGAGAUGAAAGUCCAGAGAUGAAGAGUCAUCACCACGGCCUGGCUCUGGGAGGUCAGAUUCACUCCUGCGGAGAACUGGGCAGUGAGGAUAUGGAGGAAGAAGAGGAGGAGGAUGAUGAAGAGGAGAUGGGGCUUAAUGGAGAAAAUUGCCCCAAAAGGAGAGGUCCCAAGAAGAAGAAGAUGACCAAAGCUAGGCAGGAGAGGUUUCGUGCCCGAAGGAUCAAAGCCAAUGCAAGGGAGCGCUCUCGAAUGCAUGGGCUCAACAACGCUUUGGAUAACCUGCGCAGAGUGAUGCCCUGCUACUCCAAAACUCAGAAACUAUCAAAGAUUGAGACUCUGCGGCUAGCACGCAACUACAUCUGGGCUCUUUCUGAGGUGCUCGAGAAUGGUCAGUCCACAGAGAGCCAUGGGUUUGUGGAGAUGUUGUGCAAAGGUCUGUCUCAGCCCACAAGUAACCUCGUAGCUGGCUGCCUGCAGCUUUGGCCCACCCCUCUUAAUAUGAGCAAGCUUGAGGACAAAUGUGGAAGUCAAGUAGUAGGUGACCGAGUGGCUGGACAUCCACUCAGCUACCCAUCCCCAGGACUUCCCAGCCCACCAUAUGGCUCCCUUGAAGCAUCCCACCUUCUUCAAAUGAAGGGGUUCAAAGUGCCUGUAUAUGACAACCCCUCCCCUAACGAGUGCAGCAGUAGCACCCCUCCAUACGACGGGCCUCUCACUCCCCCCCUCAGCAUCAGUAGUAACUUUGCCUUGAAGCAGGAGCCAUCUCCACAGGAAUCAGAAAGGAACUACACAUCCCACCCUGGUCACCAUGCCCACUACCUCUCAGCUCACCAUUUCCCCACUACCACAGCUGGCAGUCUAUCAGGGGGAGUCCAAGCUCACCCAAACUUUCAGGCUUCACGUUAUGAGCUGCCCCUGGAUUUGGCCUUUGAGUCUUUCACUCCCUCUCACUUGGUCACCUCUCAGAUGGGAACGAUCUAGGAUCAAAUAAAACCAGGAAGUGACUGGUCAGAAACUGACCACAGAAGUGGAGCUGCCAAUCUAAGCUGAGAGGGAAAGACUUUUCAUUUCAACUCAAUCUACCUGAUGCAAACAUGCACCCAUAUUUUUUCCUUUUAUUUAUUCUUUUGUCUGAUUGAUGCUUAAAUUCUAAUUUCUGAAUGUUAACUCUGUAGUUAGGAAAGAGUAAAACUGGCCAAAACUUUACUCAGGCAAUAGUAAAGUACAAUUAGAGCUUAAGUUUGAACUCAAGACCUCUGAGAACAAAUUGAUCCAAUAUUUAUCCAGUUAAAUUCAUGCACUAAAAACUACAGUCUUGAGUUUUAAGAAAACAACUAUUUAUAUGUAUUUAUUAUUUAUUUUGAUAGCAUCUUGUCCUUUUUUUAUAUUUCUCUCUGCACAGUUUAUGUGUCACUGUCUUCAUGGUUUGUUGCCAUCCACUGGUAGCUGUACUGUGCUUAAGAUAUUUAAUUUAAGUUCUUUCAGGUACUUAACCAUUUUUAUGUUGCCAUUUCUGUCAUAUGUGAUGUUAAUAUUUUGCUGUUUCGCACUUACUGAAAUAAAUAUUCUUAUAUUAUAUGCUAAUUCCA